Messenger RNA from Nestor notabilis (Kea), 579 nucleotides. Its product is annotated as glycine receptor subunit alpha-2-like. Gene Ontology annotation, molecular function: glycine binding; transmitter-gated monoatomic ion channel activity; chloride channel activity. Lineage: Eukaryota; Metazoa; Chordata; Aves; Psittaciformes; Psittacidae. Gene Ontology annotation, biological process: nervous system process; chloride transmembrane transport; chemical synaptic transmission. Gene Ontology annotation, cellular component: synapse; neuron projection; plasma membrane. The coding region runs from base 82 to 579 and encodes 165 amino acids. The transcript is spliced from 4 exons. The record is from RefSeq and is a predicted model, not a curated record.
CAGCACCAGCUUACUUUUUCCCCGCAUCUCUCUGGAAUCGUUUCUGGGAUAUUUUCCAAAUCAUCACAGAAAGCAGGAGGAAUGAACCGGCAGCUAGUGAAAAUUCUGACAACCUUGUUUGCAUUUUUCUUAGAGACAAACCACUUCAGGACGACUUUCUGUAAAGAACAUGAUUCAAGAUCUGGAAAAUCCCCCUCACAGACCCUGUCUCCUUCAGAUUUUUUGGACAAAUUGAUGGGAAGGACAUCGGGAUAUGAUGCUAGAAUCAGACCAAAUUUUAAAGGUCCUCCAGUAAACGUUACUUGCAAUAUUUUUAUCAACAGUUUUGGAUCAGUCACAGAAACCACAAUGGACUACAGAGUGAAUAUAUUUUUGAGACAACAGUGGAAUGACUCACGUCUGGCUUAUAGUGAAUAUCCCGACGAUUCCCUGGAUUUGGAUCCCUCUAUGUUGGACUCUAUUUGGAAGCCAGAUUUAUUCUUUGCCAAUGAGAAGGGAGCAAACUUCCAUGAUGUCACGACAGACAACAAGUUGCUGAGGAUUUCUAAAACUGGAAAAGUGUUGUACAGCAUCAGGUAA